Messenger RNA from Bipolaris oryzae ATCC 44560, 1593 nucleotides. RefSeq lists its product as uncharacterized. Lineage: Eukaryota; Fungi; Ascomycota; Dothideomycetes; Pleosporales; Pleosporaceae. Bases 1 to 1593 code for a protein of 530 amino acids. The transcript has a single exon. The record is from RefSeq and is a predicted model, not a curated record.
AUGAGAGACGAUACGAGCAGUAACAACAACAGUAAUAACGACCGCAACAACCAAAAUGAGGGGCGCCACCACCUGCGCCCUGAGGAUAAUCCGUUCAUCGCCUUCCGCCGGUUCGCAGACUCGCAGGUCUCCUCCCUCCUGAACACUGUCUUCACCCUCCCCGCCACCCUUGCCAGCUACAACAACGCACACCAGGCACGUGAGUUGUGCCUCUUUGGCAAGGCCGAUCAGCGUCAAUGUGAUAGGCUUCACAACAUCGAAGCGGAAAUUGCGGAACUGCGGAACGAGGGGAGGGAGCUGUUCAGAGUAGGCGAUGUGCAAGCUGUCCUUCGUAACAGCGAGGAGCUCAUGAGAUUGGACCGCAGAGCUGACGACAUACGCCGGGACAUCUUGCGUGUCUCUGAUCGAGAGAACCAAACACAGCCCCCUCGUCGCAAUGAGACCGAGCUCGUCGAGAGAGUCGCCAACAAGAAGGGCCAGGAGUGGGGAUGGUCGUGGGACUGGGGUUUUCCUAGGCCAUUCGAUCAUGAGUGUCAAAAUAACCGGCACACAUCAAAUGACCAAGACGCCAACAACUCUGUAGCUCUGGACAGGCUGCUGCCGAUGCAGGCUGAAGCAUCGCGACUGGCCCAAGACUUCGAAGACAAGGCUUGGGAAGACUCGGCUGUCCAUCUAGUAAGAUUUGACAAUUACACCCAGACUCAGUCUGACGGCAAACAACCCCGCCUAUGGUCAUGGCCAAAGUCAUGGCAAUGGCCUCCAACGCUAAAUUCAUCACCGUCUGACAUUGACGCCUACUCGCCUUCUGCGCUAGAACAGAAUCCUGCCUUGAACAGAGCAGGUGUACCGUGGCGCGCUGCCUAUGAAGAUCUUCUGCGCACUGAAGAAAUCUCUAUGUCGCAGCGACAGUCAGCACAGAUUAUGGAACAAGACAACGAGACUACACAUCCAAGCAGCAUGUAUACCGACACUUGGUCGUCUCGGCCCAAGAUCCCCAUCACUCACCGACAAUUAGAAGAGACGAUGGAGCGAAAUGGAAAGCCCGUCUGUCCACGGCUUUCUGCGCAAGCUGAACCGAAUUAUGAGUACAGCCACGAUCAUGAAGACCAGUACAAUGACCAGCCUACAACCAAGCACACUCAGUUUCCCCUGCAUACCGCAUCCCAACAAGACCCCACAAAUCACUCUGACAGAGAAGUCGCAAGCUACGAAGAAUAUUCCAAGGAAAUGCAAGACCCAGCAACGGAAAUGGACGCCUACGAGCGUCUUGAUGCUGCGUUCGCACGCACAGUCGCCCAGCCAGAGGUGGGGCGCAAUGAGCAGAGUGAGGCCAAGUCCUCGAUCUUAUCGACACUCACAACUACUGAGCGCACUGUUGCGCCCAACGGCACCAUAACCACCAAAGUCUUACUCAAGAAACGCUUUGCAGAUGGCCGCGAGGAAAGCACAGAAACUGUACAUACUGAGCGCGGCCAAGAGACUAACGACCCCUCACGAGAUCCUUGGAAGGCACUACGAAGCGGCCAGUCAGAUUCGUUGGAAACAGGGGAUAGCCGUGGCAAGAAGAAGAGUGGUUGGUUUUGGUCUGGCUAA